CGGAUCCAGAGCUCUGUCGCCGAGGAGCUGGACCGUGCGGCUCCGGGCGCCGCCGGGUGGCUCGGGCCAGCCUGAGGCCUCGGCGUCCGCCUCUCGCGGUGUCCUCGGGUCCGUCGACAUGAAUCCCGUCGUCGUGGUCCACGGUGGCGGAGCCAGCAAUAUCUCCAAGGACCGGAAGGAGCGCGUGCGCCAGGGCAUCGUCAAAGCUGCCACCGCGGGUUACAAAAUCCUCAAGCAGGGCGGGAGCGCGGUGGAUGCUGUGGAAGAAGCUGUGACCACCCUGGAAGAUGAUUCCGAGUUCAACGCAGGGUGUGGAUCUGUCUUGAAUAUAAAUGGUGAUGUUGAAAUGGAUGCUAGUAUCAUGGAUGGAAAAGACCUGUCUGCAGGAGCAGUGUCCGCAGUCCGGUGUAUAGCAAAUCCCAUCAGACUUGCUCGUUUCUGUCUGACUCAGACCCCUCAUUGCUUUCUGACUGACCAAGGUGCAGCAAAAUUUGCAGCAGCCAUGGGCAUUCCGGAGAUUCCUGGAGAACAACUGAUAACAGAGAAAAAUAAGAAGCGCCUGGAAAAAGAGAAGCUUGAGAAAGGUGCUCAGAAAUCAGACUGUCAAAAAAACUUGGGAACCGUGGGUGCUGUUGCCUUGGACUGCAGAGGAAACUUAGCUUUUGCAACCUCUACAGGGGGUAUCGUGAAUAAAAUGGUUGGCCGAGUUGGAGACACACCAUGUAUAGGAUCUGGAGGUUAUGCUGACAAUGACAUUGGAGCCAUUUCAACCACAGGGCAUGGGGAAAGCAUCCUGAAGGUGAAUCUGGCCAGACUCACCCUCUUCCACCUAGAACAAGGGAAGACGUUAGAAGAGGCUGCUGAGCUGUCGUUGGGUUAUAUGAAGUCAAGGCUCAAAGGUUUAGGUGGCCUCAUCUUGAUUAGCAAAACAGGAGACUGGGUGGUGAAGUGGACCUCCGCCUCCAUGCCCUGGGCCGCCGCGAAGGAUGACAAGCUGCACUCGGGAAUCGAUGUUGACGAAACCACUACCACGGACCUGCCCUGAGCCCCUGGAAGAUUGUAUUCUAGAUACUAGCUUGGUGGUAAAGUACAGUGUCCUGGUGUGGAGACGUAGCUUAAUCAAUUAGAUCUAGAAAUGGAAAAACUGUGCAGUC
Molecule: messenger RNA, 1154 nt
Organism: Propithecus coquereli (Coquerel's sifaka)
Lineage: Eukaryota; Metazoa; Chordata; Mammalia; Primates; Indriidae
Gene: ASRGL1
Product: asparaginase like 1
Exons: 7
Coding region: 119-1045 (308 amino acids)
Molecular function (GO): asparaginase activity
Source: RefSeq, a predicted model, not a curated record